AUGAGGGACCUAGUACAUACUGUUAUAGAGACGACUAAAAAGCGGUACGAUGAAUAUCAAAGGAAAGGGCUGAAGAUCAAAAGGCCGAACAUAGAAGAUGUCAACGUUCGAGAUUCUGCUCUCAACAUAGUCAGCGCCACGUUAUCCUUCCAAGAUAUUAUCGGUGCUGCUGUUUGCUGUGACCCCACUGGGUAUGCAGGGAAAGUGUGGGGCAUUAUAUCAGUGGGAUUAACGGACCUACAAGCUUCAAUCUUCCAAGCAUCAGGGCUCCUCACGGAUGUGUUGAGUCGGUGUGCUUUCAUUGAGAUCCAUUGCCUAACGAGUAACACCACUGAUCCUGAGACAAAAGACAUGCUACGCAACGCCAUAGUUCGUGUUUAUUUUGCUGUAUUGCAAUACUCAUCUAGCGUUGUUUCGAUUCAGCACUCGGGUGCUGGACGGCAGUUUCGCCUUAGCGUUAUAGCUUUGGCUGACCAGCCCUUGACGGCGCUUAAAACCGCCAUUGGAGAAGAGGAGAAGCACUUGGAAAGAUGGGUUCAGUUUGAUCAACAAUUGCUUUGGAAACAAAAAGCGGAGCAAACGCUUGCUCAGAUUGACGACGUGUUGAGCGGUAUUCAAGACCUUAGCCGGGAGAUGGAACUCUGCAAAUUAACCAUCGCUGAAGGAGCUGCAUUUGACUCAUACAUGAACCAGCAUGAAGUAGAGUGUCUCCCAGGCACUAGGACAGACCUUCUUAAGCAGGUGACGGACUGGUCACUUUCAACUCAAGGAGAAUGCAUCUUUUGGUUGAGUGGGAUGGCAGGAACAGGAAAGUCAACUGUUUCUCGUACCGUUUGUAAGUUACUACAAGAGCAGGGACUUUUGGGGGCUAGCUUCUUUUUCAAGAGAGGAAAGUCGGAUUGCGGAAGGGCAGAAAAGUUCUUCGCAACUAUAGUUCGGCAAAUAAUUAUCCAAGAACCUCGUCUUAUACCAAGCAUUCGAAGAGCAAUUCAGAGAGAUCCUUCUAUAUCGACAAAAUCUCUUGGAGAGCAAUUUAACAAGCUGCUACUUGAACCCUUAUUGGCAGUGAAAGAGGACCCUGCGGGAAUCUCCGUUUUAGCUAUUGUGGUUGACGCACUAGAUGAAUGCGACCCAGAAAAUGAUAUCGGGCUUCUACUUCGUCUUCUCCCUAGGAUCUCAACUCAAAGUCCGAUCCGCCUUCGCGUGUUUCUCACUAGUCGCCCCGAAAUUCCAAUCCGAGAGGGAUUCGAUAACGUUUCGGAAAACGACCAUCGAAGCAUUGGUCUCCAUGGCGUUGUGGAAUCUUCCAUCAGGCAUGACAUACUUUUGUUCAUGAAUGAUAGAUUUGAAGAGAUGAGGCAGAAGUUUUCGCUUCCUCAAGGAUGGCCAGGAGAAAGUACAAUACGGGAUUUGGUCAACAUCGCUACUCCAUUAUUUAUUGCUGCUGCUACCAUGUGCCGCUUUAUUGCAGAUCGGAGGUGGAACCCAGAACAGCGCCUAGCUCUUGUUCUCGGCUCAGGGAGUACUAAGAAUGCGCCCAAAAGUUAUAUCUCGAAGCUGGAACACACAUACCUUCCCGUAUUUGAGCAAAUCCUCCAUAGUAGGGAUGACGACGACGAUGAAGACGAGAAAGAGCAGCUGGUUCAAGAAUAUCGAGUGAUUGUGGGGACGAUCAUCAUUCUUGCGAAUCCACUCGGACUCACGUCCUUGGCAAAGCUUUUGAAUAUGCCGAGUAACGAUGUGAGCCGUAGACUAGAUUUUCUUCAUUCAGUCCUAAGUAUCCCUGACGACGAGGAUACGCCCAUACAGCUUUUCCACCAGUCAUUUCGGGAUUUUCUCCUUCAUCCAAAAGUCCGUACGAAGACCAAGUUCUGGAUUGAUGAGGAGCAUAUACAUAGGGAAACCUUAUUUAGAUGCAUCGAGGUGAUGACCCGAGAGAAUGGUGGAUUGUCAAAGAACAUUUGUCAAUUAUCGAGUGAUGCGACGCUGCGAAGUGAUAUAAAUGAUGAGGUUAUUCGAGACCAUUUUUCGGCGGAGCUACGAUAUUCGUGCCAUUACUGGAGUUAUCACCUACAGCAGGGAAGAUAUCAGAUUACUGAUCAUGACGAGAUCCACAAAUUUGUCCAAAAGCAUCUUCUUCACUGGCUGGAAGCCAUGAGUGUUUUGGGACUGGCACCCGAGAUUGUGAGAGGUAUCAGAACAUUACAGUCAGCAGUGCAACCUCACUCCGGGCGCAUAGUGUCGAAAUUCCUUCAUGAUGCACACCGGUUUAUCUUGAAGAAUUCUUGGGUUGCUAACAAUGCGCCUCUUCAGCUCUACGCUGCCGCCCUGGCAUUUGCCCCAGCAAACUCAGUUGUGCGGGAUAUCUUUCAAAGCGAGAUACCUAGGUGCUUUAUAAAGCUGCCUAGUGUGGAAGAGAACUGGAACGCAGAGCUACUGAGCCUCGACAUUAAGGAUGUGAAUGCAGUGGCAUUCUCUCCAGACAGUAGACUAAUCGCCUCUGCCUCUAUGAGUAAACAGGUCAAAUUGUGGGACUCAGUUACGGGGCUAUUGCUUCAUACCCUGGACCAGGUCUUCUACACCGGUGGUCUGACAUUCUCACCAAAUGGUGCUCAUGUUGCAUGUAGCUCUUGGGAUGAUACAAUCCAAGAUGACACUGUCCAGUUGUGGGAUAUAGAUACAGGAGCUCUUUACAAGUCCUUCCCGCAACCUACCUCUCCAGUGGUCAACCUAACAUUCUCACCGGAUAAUAAGCUACUGGUCUUAGCAACCUCUGAGGAUACAAUCGAUAUAUGCGAUCUCGCCAGUGAAAGGGUAAUCCGAACCCUGGAAGGCCAUUCCGAUAGAGUGAACGCACUGGCGAUAUCCUCAGACAGCAAACUAAUAGCAUCUGGAUCAAAUGAUAAUUCGGUAAGGAUUUGGAAGAUCGACACAGGAGCUUUACUGCAGACGUUGGAACACAGCGGGCCUAUCAGAUCGCUCUCCCCCAAUCGCAAGCUCCUUGGCUCAGUCUCUUCUGAUCAUAAGGUUCUACUCUGGGAUGCUACUACAGGCAGCCUGCUUCAUACGUUCGAGGGCUAUUCAAGGAAAUCUGGGACAUUUUCUUUCUCGCCUGAUAGCAAAUUGGUGGCGUUUCGCCCGCAGUCGGACAGCACAUGUGUUCAACUAUGGGACGUGGAGACAGCUCAACUAUAUCGCACGCUUGAGGACCACUUGGAUUCAAUUGAUCGAGUAAUGUUUUCUCCCAACUGUCAACAGUUGGCUUCAAUCGAAGAAGGUGGCACAAUCACUAUAUGGAAUAUUCAAACCGGGGAACGAAUGUUCAGCCUGGAGUCGCGUGGAAGUUGGGUGUGUGUGGCAUUUUCACGAAGUGGAGCGAAAUUAGCCACAGGCUCCUACGAUACAGUACGAGUGUGGGAUGCUAAUACAGGCGUGCUACAACUAGAACUAAAAGAGCAUAAAACAAUAGUCACGGCAGUCGCAUUUUUACCGGAUGAAAAACUCAUAUCCUCCGGGUCCAAUGAUGGCAAACUCUGUUUUUGGGAUUUGAGCAAAGGCGAAUUAAGUCAAACUCUUCACAGCUCUGGAGCUAUCAACCAGAUAGUGUUCUCAGCAGAUGGGAGACUUAUGGCAUCUGGAACUCUUUCUCAGACCUUCCGUCUGUGGGAUAGAGAAACGGGACACUCCAUCUAUGCUUCCGACUAUCAUGCGUCUCAUUAUCGGGACGGGAUAGCCAAUUUACGCUUUUCGAGCGAUAACACAUACUUGGAAGCAGACUUUGGAAGAUUGCGUAUCCCUUGCAAUGAGAAGAACAAUUCCAUAUCUACGCGGCGGCCGAAUAUCAUACUGGGGGAGCAAUGGUUGCACAUCGGGGAGGAAAGAGUUCUUUGGCUGCCAGUCGAGUACCGACCCAAAACAUCGGCAUACUACGACGGUACGUUCGCCAUUGGAAGUGAAUCCGGCCUGGUGUCAUUCAUCAGUGUCGAUAUGAGUGUAGAUGCAAAUGGCCAUUCUUGA
This is a messenger RNA of Aspergillus oryzae RIB40, 4017 nucleotides long. RefSeq lists its product as uncharacterized. Gene Ontology annotation, molecular function: protein binding. The record is from RefSeq and is a predicted model, not a curated record. Lineage: Eukaryota; Fungi; Ascomycota; Eurotiomycetes; Eurotiales; Aspergillaceae. The coding region runs from base 1 to 4017 and encodes 1338 amino acids. The transcript is spliced from 4 exons.